UGAAAUUUUGUGCGGGCAGUUUUUAAUCCAAACAAGGAAAGAAAAAAACAAAAAGGAAGGAUUUUUAUUUUUGAUUUUUUACCGUAAAGAGGAGGAGAGUAAAACAGAGACAGUGACGAUAUACAAGAAUCAUCAUCAUUCCCAAUAAUUCUCACCAACAAAUCAAAUCCUUUCUUCCGAUUUCAAUCUCAUGGCGGCGGAAUCAGCCAGAAGAAACUCAUCUCCGCCGUCUACCUCUCAGUCAUGGUCAAGCCCUAUAACCAGUUUACACGAUGACCAUCUCUCAACCAUCUUGCUUCUUCUUCCCGUAGAUUCAAUCCUCUCUUUCUCAAUGACCUGCAAGAGAUACAAGUCUCUAGCUUGUUCCGACAGUCUCUGGGAAGCUCUCUGUGAACGAGAAUGGGGCUCACAGUCUCUGGAUGCUUUAAAGUUGUCAUCUUUACGAGAUGGGUUUUCGUGGAUGAUGAUGUUUCAGCGAGUUUAUAAGAUGGAUUCUGUUUGCUGUCACAAGAUCUCUGACCCAGAUGAUGAUGAUGUGGAGUCUUCUUCUUUUCCGAUCCCUAGAGCUUCUCAUUCUCUCAACUUCGUUAAUGAUCAUCUUGUUCUCUUUGGUGGUGGUUGUCAAGGAGGACGUCAUCUUGAUGAUACAUGGACAUCAUAUGUUGAUAAGAGCAAUCAAAAGAUAUUGAAAUGGAAGAAAGUUGAAUCAGGGACUCCAAGUGGAAGAUUUGGACACACCUGCAUUGUUAUAGGCGAGUAUCUACUCUUAUUUGGUGGAAUAAACGACCGUGGAGAGCGGCUCAAUGAUACAUGGAUUGGUCAAGUCUUUUGCCAUGAGGGACUCUCUUGGAAACUCCUCGAUGUUGGACCUUCGCAACGGCCUCGUCCUCCUCCUCGUGGUGCUCAUUCCGCUUGUUGUAUUGCAGAGACGAAGAUGGUUGUACAUGGAGGAAUCGGGUUGAACGGAGUCAGGCUUGGAGAUGCAUGGAUUCUGGAACUUUCUGAAGAUUUCACAUCUGGGACAUGGCACAUGGUGGAGUCUCGACAAUCACCGCCACCGCGCUCAGGACAUACUUUGACUUGCAUUAGAGAAAACCAAGUGGUUCUGUUUGGAGGCAGAGGAUUAGGAUAUGAUGUGCUUGAUGAUGUUUGGAUCUUGGAUAUUCAAGAACUGUGUGAAGAAAAAUGGAUACAGAUCUUCUACGAUUUCCGGGAUGUCCCUGAAUAUGCAUCAUUGCCUCGGGUUGGUCACUCAGCGACUCUUGUAUUGGGAGGUCGGAUCUUGAUUUACGGGGGUGAAGAUUCUUAUAGGCAUAGGAAAGAUGAUUUCUGGGUGUUGGAUGUUAAAACCAUUCCUUCUUCAGGUUUGCAACCACAAGGAGUUAGUUUAAACGGAUCUUCUGUGUGGAGAAAGCUUGACCGAAUCUCAUAUGGACCAAAAAGUAGGUCUUUUCACCGUGCCUGUGCUGAUCUUUCAGGGAGAUUUGUAUACGUGUUUGGUGGAAUGGUUGAUGGUCUUCUUCAGCCUGCAGCAUCGUCUGGUCUAAGGUUUGACGGAGAGCUUUUCAUGGUGGAGCUUGUUCUUGGCUUCUCUGAUCUAGACAAUCAACAAAGACCUGGAAAAUGCAUAUAAUAGCAUCAUCAGGUGGUUCUUUUUUUUGUAAAUUAGCAGGUUGUGUAAAAUUGUAUUGAUAAACCAGAAAUGGAAUUACAUCAUUACAAACUCUCUGAUUAAAGAGAAACACAUAAAGCUGUGUUUUCAAAUUGUAACUUUUAUAUAUAGAUUCUGAUUCAGUUUACAAUAUACAAAUUACUAUGACAGGGGAUGUAAAUAUGUAAUGUAAUGACUUGUUUUUAAAUUAGGCUCAAAGAAUGCAGAAUAUUGUGAUC
Camelina sativa (false flax) is the source of this 1890-nucleotide messenger RNA. Its product is annotated as F-box/kelch-repeat protein At1g51550. NCBI's taxonomy places the organism in Eukaryota, Viridiplantae, Streptophyta, Magnoliopsida, Brassicales, Brassicaceae. The record is from RefSeq and is a predicted model, not a curated record. Gene Ontology annotation, molecular function: protein binding.